UCACGCGAUGAAUAAAGGAACUCUUUUCGCCCAAUAACAACGCGCGAAUGGCGUUGAUUUGACACGAGCUCCGUAACCAUUGGCCAAAAAUGCCAAUGUUCUUCUAUUGACCGCGUGAUGUCGCUGAUGCUAAGUGAGUCCGUAGGUGAGUAUAGACUUCGUGGCGCCUAGCAGCACCCAGGUGGCAUCCCCCCCCCCCCAGCACCACCACACGAGCCACUCGAUUCUCUGAUAUCCAUCUUUCGAUGCAAGCAUGUGCGACACGUGAAUGUGAUUGUUUGGCACAGUUGUGUCUGUUCACGUUCUUUACCUGUAGGUGGUUGACGCAGCGUGUUGAAUUUUAUCGAGAACUGCCUUAAAAUUACGAUGGAACUGUCAUUAGAAGCCGUUCCUGAGACGAUCGACUUUCCCGGCGAAGAAGAAAAGAUACUGGAAUUGUGGAAGAAAUUGGACGUAUUUCAAACUUGUUUAAAACAAUCAGAAGGAAAACCAAGAUACUCGUUUUAUGAUGGACCUCCAUUUGCCACUGGUCUCCCACAUUAUGGUCACAUUCUUGCUGGCACAAUAAAAGAUAUUGUGACACGCUAUGCACAUCAGAAAGGAUUUCAUGUAGAACGACGAUUUGGAUGGGACUGCCAUGGACUACCUGUGGAAUUUGAAAUAGACAAAACUUUAAAUAUACGAGGUCCUGAGGAUGUUGCUCGCAUGGGCAUUGAUAAAUACAAUGCAGAGUGCAGGAAAAUAGUGACUCGAUAUGCAAAAGAUUGGGAGGUCAUUGUGGGCCGUCUGGGUCGCUGGAUAGACUUCAAGAAUGAUUAUAAAACAUUGUACCCAUGGUUUAUGGAAUCUAUUUGGUGGGUUUUCAAAGAACUUUUUAAUAAAGGACUUGUGUACAAGGGAGUGAAAGUGAUGCCAUUUUCUACUACAUGUAAUACACCUUUGUCUAAUUUUGAAUCUGGUCAGAACUACAAAGAAGUUGUGGAUCCUGCAGUCAUGGUUGGCUUCCCUCUAAUUGAUGAACCAGAUGUGCAACUUAUUGCAUGGACAACUACACCAUGGACUCUACCAAGUAAUUUAACUUUAUGUGUUAAUCCAAAUCUUCAGUAUGUUCUUCUUCAAGAUUUAUCCACCAAUAAGAAGUAUAUUUUAAUGGAAGAUCGCAUUAGUGCAUUAUAUAAAACUGAAGAUCAGUACAAAAUAUUAAAACGCUUUAAAGGGGAAACUCUCAAAGGGAAAAGAUAUAAACCUCUUUUCCCAUAUUUUCAACAAAUGUCUUCUAAAGGUGCGUUUCAAGUUCUUAAUGACAACUAUGUUACUGCAGAGUCAGGAACUGGUAUUGUACAUCAAGCUCCUUAUUUUGGUGAAGAUGAUCACAGAGUGUGUUUGGCUGCUGGCAUUAUCACUCGUGAUCAAGAAGUUAUUUGCCCUGUUGAUAAUAGUGGACGAUUCACUUUCCCAGUUGUUGAUUUUCAAGGCCAACAUGUGAAGGAUGCUGAUAAAAAUAUAAUAAAAUGGUUGAAGGAAUCCGGUCGGCUGGUUAAUGCUAGUACAGUGAAACACAGUUACCCCUUUUGUUGGCGUUCAGAUACACCUCUGAUUUACAAAGCUGUGCCAUCAUGGUUUGUCAGAGUGGAACACAUGGCAACCGAUCUUCUUCGUUGCAACCAGGACACAUAUUGGGUACCAGACUUUAUCAAAGAAAAGAGAUUUGGCAACUGGUUGAAAGAAGCCAGAGACUGGGCUAUUUCCCGUAACCGAUAUUGGGGCACGCCCAUUCCGUUGUGGAUAUCAGAUGAUGGACUGGAAAUUGUGUGCGUUGGCAGUAUUAAGGAGUUGGAGGAGCUCACCGGCAAGAAAGUAAAUGAUUUACAUCGGGAAAGCAUCGACAAUUUGGAAAUCCCAUCUCACCGUCCUGGACGCCCCCCGCUCCGCAGGGUGCCUGAGGUAUUCGAUUGCUGGUUUGAAUCUGGAUCAAUGCCUUAUGCUCAGUAUCAUUAUCCUUUUGAGCGAAAGAAUGAAUUUGAGGCUUCUUUUCCUGCUGAUUUUAUUGCAGAAGGCAUUGACCAAACUCGUGGAUGGUUUUACACCUUGCUGGUGAUUUCAACAGCCCUUUUCAACAAGCCUCCUUUCAAGAAUUUGAUUGCUUCAGGACUAGUUUUAGCAUCAGAUGGACAAAAGAUGUCAAAAAGGAAGAAAAAUUAUCCAGAUCCCAUGGAGGUGGUGAAUAAAUAUGGAGCAGAUGCUUUAAGGCUUUAUUUAAUCAAUUCACCAGUGGUGCGAGCUGAAAGCUUGCGUUUUAAAGAAGAUGGUGUUAGAGAUGUGUUGAAAGAUGUCUUUUUGCCAUGGUACAAUGCAUAUCGUUUCCUUGUACAAAAUAUUGAAAGGCUGGGCCGUGAAGAUGGAAAGGUGUUCCAAUAUACAGAAGGAAACGCAUUGUCAGAGAAUUUAAUGGAUCGUUGGAUUUUGUCUUUUACCCAGUCGUUGAUGCAGUUUGUUCAUAAAGAAAUGACUGAAUAUCGAUUGUAUACUGUUGUACCACGUUUAGUGAAAUUUAUAGAUAAUCUUACCAACUGGUAUGUGAGAAUGAAUAGACGUAGAUUAAAGGGUGAAGGUGGUGUCGCUGAUUGUGAAAAUGCUUUGAAUACUUUGUUUAGUGUUCUCUAUUCAAUGAUACAUGUAAUGGCACCUUUUACUCCAUUUCUUACGGAAUUGAUGUACCAAAAUCUUCGGCGGACUGUUGCUCAUAAUAAUCCCAGUUCUGACAGUAUUCAUUACUUAAUGAUGCCUGAAUCUAAUACAUCUCUAAUAGACAAGAAUAUUGAACAAGCAGUAUCACGAAUGCAGACUGUAAUUGACCUUGGCCGCAUAAUAAGGGAUCGCAAGACACUGCCUAUCAAAUACCCACUUCCAGAAGUUGUAGUAAUUCAUCAGAAUCAAAAUGUAUUGAAUGAUGUGAAAUGUCUGGAACGCUAUAUUCUUGAAGAAUUGAAUGUACGACAACUAACUUUGAGUGCAGACAAAGCAAAAUAUGGAGUUUCGCUGAGAGCAGAGCCUGACCAUAAAGUGCUUGGUGCCAGAUUGAAGGGAGCCUUCAAGGAAGUGACCAGUGCUAUCCGGGAACUUAGUGAUGACAAAUUACAGAAGUUUUUAGUUGAAGGGCACAUUGAACUUCUAGGGCACACAUUGAACGUUGAGGACAUAAGGAUAAUGUUUCGUUUUGCCAGCGAUUCAAAUGCAGAAGUUGCUCAACGUUAUGAAGCUCAUGGAGAAAACGAUAUGUUGGUGUUGGUGGAUAUAUCUCCAGAUGCUAGUAUGCAGGAAGAAGGACUUGCCAGAGAAUUCAUAAACCGCAUUCAGAAAUUGCGGAAAAAGGCACAUUUGGUUCCAUCAGACCCUGUUACUGUUUAUUAUGUAGUUGAAUCAGAUGUUAGUGAUAUUGCUUCAAUUGCAGUGUCACACAAAAAUUUCAUUGAGUCUAAUCUGAAGACACCAUUGCGUCCAUUUCCAUCAACUCAACUGAAUAAUAUUAUUAUUGAAGAAAAACAACAAUUGAAAGGUUCAAUGUAUGUGAAUGUAUGUUUGGACAACAAAUUGCAACCAAGACUUGGUGCUACCUCUUCAAGAGGAACAAUCCUCCUUGAAAAUCCUGCUGGUCAAAAUAUACUGAAUUUACAGCAACUUAAAGAGGAGAUCAACAUAUUGUUUGGAUUAUUUGGAUGCCAUUACAACUUGGGACCAUGUGCUAGCCCUGAAAAAUUAGCAGGCCAAACUGUAUACAUCUACAAUGAAAAUACCAAAUUUGAAGGAAGACAGUCAUGUUCGCUACCUCAAGUACCGUUUAUUAAUGUCUCUGCUGGACAGAAAAAAUUCACAUUCUUGUUAGAAAAUCCUAUGGGGUAUACUCUAACAGAUAUGGUGAAAUUGAGAAGAAUGAUUACUUCAGCUCUGGGAGUUGAUGAAAAAACAUUCUUACAGAAAAAUGAGUCUUUAUUUUCAGAGAAUAUUCAAAAUGGUGCUACCUUGGUGGUAAAAUUGUGAAAUUUACAUUGUAACUUAUGAAUUUGAUUUCAAAAUAAAAAUUCCAUUUGAAUUUGU
This is a messenger RNA of Gryllus bimaculatus (two-spotted cricket), 4095 nucleotides long. Lineage: Eukaryota; Metazoa; Arthropoda; Insecta; Orthoptera; Gryllidae. The record is from the annotation of a GenBank genome assembly.